GCCGCGCCCCGGCCAUGGACGGCAAGCCGCUGCUGCAGGACCGGCCGCCGGCGUACAGCCCCUGCGGGCCGGCGGGCGGCUACGGGCCCCACACCUACGGGGCCAUCCCGCCGCCGCCGCCGCUGCCGCCGCCCUACCCGUUCCCCCCGGGGCCCGGGGCAGGAUAUGCCGCUCCUUCUGGUCCAUUGCCACAUAACUACCCCAACACUACGUGUACGAUAAUCCAGCAGCCCCCUCCCAUCACGUCCGUCGUAGUUGUUGGCGGCUGCCCCGCUUGCAGAGUUGGUGUGUUGGAAGACACCUUCACUUGCCUCGGCGUCCUCUGCGCCAUUGUAUUCUUCCCCAUCGGAAUCCUCUUCUGUCUCGCCUUGAGACAACGAACGUGUCCGAACUGCGGGGCCACGUUUGGUUAAGGGAUCAACCCCUGGAGGCUUUGAGGAGCCGAACCGUUUUUCUAAUGUAAAUGUCGUGUACAAUCACGUUUAUGCAUCGGAGCUGAUUUUGUAAAAAUCAAAAUGCGAGUCUGUCUCUCUUUCGCAUGUGAAACUGAUACCCGAGCAAAUCUGUUACACAAUGCAAACCUCGUUUUGGUUUUGUGUUUUAAAUGCACCUUUUUGGGGAAAUUUAAAUAAAAGUGCUUUUUGCAACUUUGCAA
Candoia aspera is the source of this 655-nucleotide messenger RNA. RefSeq names its product brain protein I3 (gene BRI3). The record is from RefSeq and is a predicted model, not a curated record. Lineage: Eukaryota; Metazoa; Chordata; Lepidosauria; Squamata; Candoiidae. The transcript has 3 exons. The coding region runs from base 15 to 413 and encodes 132 amino acids.